GACUGUCCCAUGCUCAGUAGACGACACGCGUUCGAAGUGAUCACUGCCCACGAUGGACACGCGCCAAGACACUCACCUAGCCAAGCUUAGCAAUGUGACAAUUCGCCCAGCCUCGGCGGGAUCGCUUGAGGAGGAAAUUAGUCGCAUAAUUGAGGAUGAGCCCCGGGAACAUCCGCUCCAUCUGCUCGAUCUCGACGAUCUGGUAGGCAAACAUCUCGUCUGGCUACGAUCGAUGGCACGCGUCACUCCUUUCUACGCCGUCAAGUGCAACGAUGAUCCGGCAAUACUGGCCACGCUGGCCGCCCUCGGUACCGGGUUCGACUGUGCAUCGGAGGCAGAAAUGCGCACCAUCCUAGCGCUCGGCGUAACGCCCGACCGUAUCAUCUUCGCGCAUCCGAUCAAAUCCGUCCAAGCGCUUGCGUUUGCCAAAGCGCACGGCAUCCGGCGCAUGACGUUCGACAACGAGUGUGAGCUGGAGAAGGUGGCGCGCGAAUACCCGGAGGCCGAGCUUGUCUUGCGCAUACGGCACGAUUCCGACCGGGUGCUGAUUGCGCUGGGCAAGAAGUUUGGCUGCGAUGCCCGGGGCGAUGGACGCGUGCUGCUGGCACGCGCCAAGGCACUCGGCGUAGCGGUGAUCGGUGUUAGCUUUCACGUCGGUUGUGGCAGCUUGGAUGCGGACUGUUUCUAUCAUGCGAUAGCAUCGGCUCGAUCAGUGUUUGAUUAUGCGAAGGAUGAGCUGGGCAUGCGACUGUGGCUGCUGGAUGUGGGUGGUGGAUUCCCGGGAGACAACGACAAACCGAUCGAUCAGUACGCGGAAGCGGUAUCGCGAGCGUUGCAAGAGUUCUUCCCACCCGAGCAAGACGAAGAGGUGUAUGUCUUGGGUGAGCCGGGACGAUUCUACGUCGGAUCGGCCGCCACGCUGCUCACGACGGUGCAGGGGAAAAAGAUUGUGCGGGAUGACGCUGGCCAGAUACAGCAGAUGAUGUACUACAUCAAUGACGGCGUGUUUGGCACACUGUUCGAUUGGCUGAGUCUGCGCGAGAUCAAGGACCUAAAGCGUGCGGUGCCGUUGGUACGGCGGGAGCGUGAGCACGAGCCUGCCUUUCCGACAACCAUCUGGGGCCCAACCUGCGACUCGACGGACAUUGUGUGUGAGGAUGUGCCGUAUCCGGAGCAUCACAUCGGUGACUACAUCGUGUUUGAGAAUCUCGGCGCGUACGGCAUGACGUUUGCGACCAACUUCAACGGUUUCCCCAAGCCGACGGUGCAAGUGUACGUGAAGGAGCACACUUGGAACAUGCUGCACUCGAUCGCCGGCACCGACUGGAGGCAGAAAACACUCACCUUUUUCGAGAGAGAGUGCCCUAGAAAGGGGCAGGAACAAUCCAGCGACCAGCUUUAAAUUGUAUUGCAUUGUGUGUUUGUGUUAUUUGAGCAAGGGGUUUUAAAUAAAACAACCCCCAAAGUGUACCAGUGCUAGCAAACGCUCCAAAAUGGGGAUUGCAAAACUAA
Molecule: messenger RNA, 1512 nt
Organism: Anopheles coluzzii
Lineage: Eukaryota; Metazoa; Arthropoda; Insecta; Diptera; Culicidae
Product: ornithine decarboxylase 2-like
Exons: 2
Coding region: 53-1402 (449 amino acids)
Cellular component (GO): cytoplasm
Molecular function (GO): ornithine decarboxylase activity
Source: RefSeq, a predicted model, not a curated record